AUGAAGACUUGUGUUCGAGCUUUACGAAGUGAAUUACAAUCAAUGAAAAGCGUACCAGUUACUGAACUGGAAGUAUAUGAAAAAUUGUUCAAUAUUAUUGAACAAUUUGCUCAACAUCAAAAUCUCUCGUUUUAUUUAACAAGAUUACAUGACGAACUUUAUCGUAAAAUGCAUCCUCAAACAACAAAACCAUAUCCUCCUGAGGUUGCUUAUUAUUGGGAAUCUAUACGUUUCCAUUCAUCUGAACGAGUGUUACAGCUUCUAAAAGGGAAUAAUAACAACAGCAAUAUUCAUGUUCCUCAUCCGGAUUCCCUUAAGAAUUGGGCAGGCCCACCUAUUUAUGGUCACCUAUACACGGACGAAACUAUUAAGAAACUAGUCACAACCACUCUAGAACAACAUGGAUCAUGUAUUGCUCUUAUUUCAUGGGAUAUUGUAACUGUUAGACCAUGCUUGUCUUAUGGUCAAAAUGGCUAUGCUUUUGGAUUAGAUUCAGGUCCUGUUACACAUACACAAUUUUUACAAGAAAAUUAUUCGUCAGAUAAUUUUGCGAAGAAGGCCAUUGUAUUUCAAAUUAUUGAUUUAUAUGGCAACUUUGAAGAAAUGAAAACCUUUCCAAAUGUUUGUGCUGUCUUUGCUCUUCCAAAUUCCAAUAUGUUCUCUUUUAUUAUGGACAAGGUUAGAGAAAUAGAUCAAAAAUGGUCUGUUCAUGAAAAAUUUUGUAUAAUCGGUUCUGUCACGGAUGGUGAGUUUGAACCAGCUACAGUAGAGAAUUUUUUGAACAAUAAUGAGCGCAAACAAUGGACUCAUUGUGAAGAUUACAUUCACAUUCUCAAGCGAUUAAGAAAUCCAUUAAUUGACAGCAGUCAUGCAAUAUCUAUGAUGGGUUUGAUUUAUCUGAAUUCCAAGUACGACAAUCUUAAUAGAAAGUUAAGGAGAUCAGAUUUAAUUGUCAAAGAUGAAAUGAAUGUAGAAAGUUGUUUGAAUCUCAUGAAGGAGGAUGUAUUGCAAGCAUUACAAACAAUUAGAUCUUACUUAAAAGAAGAAUUCUCCUGGAACAAACAAAGGUGGCUGCAUUAUGCGAAUCCGAAUCAAAAGGAGGUUGGGUUUGAGUUUGGGAAUAUCGCCCAUUCAGUGAUCCCAAAAAUUUUAAAUUUUCAAAUAAACAACAUAUUUAGUUGUCUUAGGACCUAUAACGAUAGGAUCUUGCUCGGUUAUUUGUUCUGA
Messenger RNA from Naegleria fowleri, 1227 nucleotides. RefSeq lists its product as uncharacterized. The record is from RefSeq and is a predicted model, not a curated record. Lineage: Eukaryota; Heterolobosea; Eutetramitea; Acrasida; Naegleriidae. The transcript has 2 exons. Bases 1 to 1227 code for a protein of 408 amino acids.